CCGUUGAUCGGAGUUCGUUGUUCCCCUUUGUUCUCUCUAUAAUCGCUCUACUCCCUCUGUUGUUGUUUCGAUCCCCUUCAAUAUCUUCUUGAACUUCAACACGCUAUCAUGUCCUCUACCGAAGAAAAGUUCGAAAUCGCCAAGAAGCAGAAGGAGACGGGGGAUCAGGCUUUCAAGGAGGGGAAAGCGAAAGAAGCUCUGACUUCGUAUCAUGGGGCUUUGAUGUACGCGCAGGGGCUGGACAAAAAUGCGUUCAAAUCUAUGGGGAUGACAGAGCCUGCUGAAGCUGGCAAAGAGAAAACCGAAGUGGAUGAGCUUCUAGAGAAGAUCUAUAACAAUAUGUCUGCAUGCUACAUGAAGAUUGGAAACUGGAAACGUACUCAGGAGACGGCGGAGAAGGUGCUGUCGAAGAAUGAAACGAAUUAUAAGGCCAUGUAUCGUAAAGCCAAAGCCUUAGCUGAACAAGGGUAUCUUGAGAGAGCGUACAAAUUAUUUUCCGAUCUGAUAACGAAGAAUCCUUCAGAGGCUACUCUGUAUGAACAGGAACUUGCUCGAUAUAAAGCGAUUGACGCUCAACGUGAAAAAGCCAACAAUGCAAAGCUGAAGGGUUUCCUGAACAAAGCGGAGAAAAAAGCCUCUGCCCAUGCUUGAGUUCACGACCUAUCAUUGCUUCAUCUGAUCUCAAUUCACCAAGCCAGUGUCUAUAUCUUCAUAUCUUAAUGCCGAACUGCGUAGGCUUAUUGUACAUAGAACUCGGAAAUAAAUGUAU
Molecule: messenger RNA, 769 nt
Organism: Lentinula edodes (shiitake mushroom)
Lineage: Eukaryota; Fungi; Basidiomycota; Agaricomycetes; Agaricales; Omphalotaceae
Exons: 8
Coding region: 109-651 (180 amino acids)
Molecular function (GO): protein binding
Source: RefSeq, a predicted model, not a curated record